Molecule: messenger RNA, 1272 nt
Organism: Lactuca sativa (garden lettuce)
Lineage: Eukaryota; Viridiplantae; Streptophyta; Magnoliopsida; Asterales; Asteraceae
Source: RefSeq, a predicted model, not a curated record
AUGAUGUUGACUCUGUUGAUAUCCGGGCCAAACCAACCUGGUAACAAUAUUGAUGUCUACUUGGCACCAUUGAUAGAAGAUCUAAAGCUCUUGUGGGAAACUGGCGUUGAGACUUUCGAUUCUCAUAAGAAAGAAUACUUCAAUUUAAGAGCAAUAUUGCUUUGGACUAUAUGUUAUUUUCCCGCGUAUGGUAAUCUUUCGGGAUGUGUUACCAAAGGUUAUUAUGCUUGUCCAAUAUGUUCAAAGAAUACUUAUUCACAAUGGUUGCCAAAGUCCAAAAAAGAGCACGAUUUUAUGCCACAACCAUCAUCAGGUGAAGAGAUUUAUGACUAUCUAGCGGGAUUUAAGACUACAUGGGGUAAGAAGAUAAAGCCAAAGAAGGUAGGAUCAAAGAAGAAGAAGUUGCCUGUUCACCAUCAGUUAGAUCUCAUGCACAUAGAAAAAAAUGUGACCGAGAGUGUUUAUGGGACAGCGUUGAAUUUGCCUCACAAGACGAAGGAUGGAUUAAAAGCACGACAAGAUCUUGAAGUGUUGGGCAUCAAGACUGAAUUACGACCUGAACCAAAAGGGGAUCGACAUUGGCUUCCGCCUGCCAAGUACACACUGAAUUCCGCAGAGAAACAUCUAUUUUAUGAAACCCUGUCUAACAUAAAAGUUCCUUAUGGGUAUUGCUCUAAUUUCAAGAAUCUCGUGUCGGAUGAUGUUUCAAAGAUGAAUGGUUUGAAGUCUAAUGAUUGUCAUGUACCAAUGCAACAACUUCUUCCAUUUGCAAUCAAAGGGGUGUUAGAUGUGAAGGUGCGGAGAACAAUCCUAAGCAUGUGUCAUUUUUUCAAUGAGUUGUGUAGUAAAGUUGUUGAUGUUAGUAAGCUAGGCAAGUUGCAAAGUGACAUCGUAUUAACAUUAUGUUUGUUAGAGAAGUACUUUCCUCCUUCAUUUUUCGAUGUCAUGACUCACUUGAUGGUGCAUUUAGUUAGAGAGGUGAGGUUGUGUGGCCCGGUUCAUUUUAGGUGGAUGUAUCCAUUUGAGAGAUACAUGAAAACACUUAAAGGGUAUGUAAGAAAUCAUCAUCGACCCGAGGGUUGCAUUGCAGAGUGUUAUGUGGCAGAGGAGGCCUUAGAAUUUUGUUCAGACUACUUAAAAAACAAGAAAUCAAUUGGUAAUCCUCAUGAGCGUGUUGAUGAAAGAAUCCGCAGUGGCAAGCCUUUAUCAAAGGCUACAAUUGAUGUUGUAGAUGCUCAGUUACUUGAUCAAGCUCAUCUUUAUGUAUUAUGA